Ilex paraguariensis (yerba mate) is the source of this 357-nucleotide messenger RNA. Lineage: Eukaryota; Viridiplantae; Streptophyta; Magnoliopsida; Aquifoliales; Aquifoliaceae. The record is from the annotation of a GenBank genome assembly.
AUGGAGAGCAAAGGAGUAGUUAGCCGAAGGAAGAAGAAAAUGGAACACAUGUCUUGCUAUUGUGGGACAGGGACAAAGAUGUUUACUUCGUGGAGAUAUCAAAAUCCCGGUAGGAGAUUCCUUCGCUGCAAGAAUCAUAAGCAAAGUGGAGGAUGUGGAUAUUUUGAAUGGUAUGACCCUUCCAUGUGUAACCAAUUAAAGAACAUCAUUCUUGACUUGCUAGUGAGAAUCAAAAGAAUAAAAGCACAGUUGACAAGAAUUCAACAUAGAGAAAAGAUGUUGGGGAUCUUGCUAAUUCUGACAUGGAUAGUGGUGUUGAUGAAUUGGAAGAACUCAGGCGUGAACAAGAACAAAUAG